GAGGCGGAGCGAGCCCAAAAUGGCGGCUCUCAGGCUGGCGCGCUCCGUGUUGCUGAGGCUUUGAGGUGGUCGCCAGGGGUCCGGGGGGACGAUUUCCCCGCCGCAGUGGCCCUAGAGGAUGAAUCGGGGGCUCUGCUAAGGCUAGGCGGUGGGGGUGGAGAGAAGUGGCAGCAAGUGCUGCGGUGGAGUCCACGGAGCGGGAUGUGCGAGAGUUACUCCAGGUCGUUGUUGAGGGUCUCGGUGGCGCAGAUCUGCCAGGCGCUGGGCUGGGACUCGGUGCAACUCAGCGCCUGCCACCUCCUGACGGACGUGCUGCAGCGCUAUCUGCAGCAGUUGGGACGGGGCUGCCAUCGGUACUCUGAGCUCUAUGGCCGAACAGACCCAAUUUUGGAUGAUGUUAGUGAAGCUUUCCAGCUUAUGGGCGUUAGUCUUCAUGAACUAGAAGACUAUAUUCACAAUAUUGAACCUGUCACUUUCCCACAUCAAAUUCCUUCAUUUCCUGUUAGUAAGAACAAUGUACUUCAGUUUCCUCAACCUGGAAGUAAAGAUGCAGAGGAAAGGAAAGAAUACAUUCCUGAUUACAUGCCACCAAUCGUGUCUUCUCAAGAAGAAGAAGAAGAAGAGCAGGUGCCCACCGAUGGCGGCACAUCAGCAGAAGCCAUGCAGGUUCCCUUGGAGGAAGACGAUGAACUGGAGGAGGAGGAAAUCAUUAAUGAUGAGAACUUCUUGGGUAAGAGACCAUUGGAUAGUCCUGAAGCUGAAGACAUGCCUGCCGUGAAGCGACCACGACCACCAAGCACGAAAGGGGAUGGCCUGGAUGUAGUGUUACUGGAAGCUCGAGAGCCACUCAGCUCAUUAAACCCGCAAAAGAUCCCGCCGAUGCUCUCCCCGGUCCACGCACAGGACAGCACAGACCUCGCCCCUCUGUCGCCAGAGCCACCCAUGCUAGCUCCGGUUGCAAAAUCACAAAUGCCAGCCGCAAAGCCCUUAGAAACAAAGGCAUUUGCACCCAAAACAAAGACUAAAACGAGUUCUCCAGGACAGAAGACUAAAUCGCCGAAAACUACUCCGUCACCAGCAAUGGUUGGAAGUCCUAUUCGGUCACCGAAACCUCUGUCCAAAGAAAAGAAAUCUCCAGGACGGUCUAAGAGCCCCAGAAGUCCCAAGAGCCCCAAGGUUGUGACCCAUGUCUCCCCAGCACCUGUCAGACCCGAGACGCCAAACAGGAUCCCUUCAGCUGCAGCAAGUGAGAAAGCGAGCAAAGAGGCCCUUCAGGUAGCACACGUGCACACACCCCCUGAGGCCGCAAAGCUGAACAACGAGAACCAGCCGAGAAAGGCCGUGGUGACCGACAAAACCAUCGAUGCCUCCAUCGAUGCCGUCAUUGCACGAGCUUGUGCUGAAAGAGAGCCAGACCCUUUCGAGUUCUCUUCUGGCUCUGAGUCAGAAGGGGACAUUUUCACCAGCCCGAAGCGAAUUUCGGGUUCGGAAUGUAUGACUCCAAAAGCUUCCAUGUCCUCCAACAGCUUCCCCAAGUCAGGGUCCACUCCCCUGCCUCUCUCAGGCGGAACGUCAAGUUCUGACAAUUCCUGGACAAUGGAUGCCUCCAUCGAUGAGGUUGUCCGGAAGGCAAAAAUGGGAACAGCGUCCAACAUGCCCCCCAGCUAUCCUUACCUCUCCUCCCCUUCGGUCUCUCCGCCCACACCCGAACCUCUGCACAAGCUGUAUGAGGAGAAGACCAAACUGCCUUCCUCGGCGGACGUCAAGAAGAAGUUGAAAAAGGAACUGAAGACGAAAAUGAAGAAGAAAGAGAAGCAGAGAGAUCGGGACAGGGAAAGAGACAAAAGCAAGGACAAAAGUAAAGAGAAAGAAAAGGUGAAAGAGAAAGAAAAGGAAGCCAGCAAGGAAACCAAGUAUCCAUGGAAGGAAUUCCUGAGAGAUGAAGAGUCGGACCCCUACAAGUUUAAAAUAAAAGAGUUUGAAGAUAUUGAUUCCAAAGUGCGAUUGAAAGAUGGACUGGUGAGGAAAGAGAAAGAGAAGCAUAAAGAUAAGAAGAAAGAUAGAGAAAAGGGCAGAAAAGACAAAGAUAAGCGAGACAAAGACAGAGUUAAAGAUAAGGGGCGGGAGGACAAGGUGAAAGUGGCCCCAGCGCCCCUGGUCCUGCCACCCAAGGACAUGGCCCUGCCCUUGUUCAGCCCCUCCGCGGCCGUGAGGAUCCCCGCCAUGCUGCCCUCUUUGUCACCCAAGCUGUUUGAAGAAAAGGAGAAACCGAAGGAGAAAGAAAGGAAAAAGGACAAGAAAGAGAAGAAGAAAAAGAAAGAGAAAGAGAAGGAAAAGGAGAAGAAAGAGAAGGAACGGGAGAAAGAGAAGAGAGAGAGAGAGAAGAGAGAGAAAGAAAAGGAGAAACACAAGCAUGAAAAAAUAAAAGUGGAGCCAGUUGUUCCAGCCCCAAGUCCAGUUAUCCCCAGGUUGACUCUCCGAGUUGGUGCUGGCCAAGACAAGAUUGUCAUCAGCAAAGUGGUAACAGCGCCGGAGGCUAAGCCAGCUCCUUCUCUGAAUAGACCCAAGACCCUGCCACCAGCGCCCGCCCCGGCCGCUCUGCCUGUGCAUGUCACCCCGGCCCCCGUGCCUUUGCCGCUCCUGGCACAGUCCCCCGUGGCCUCUGCUUUGAUGCCCUCUCCGUCCCCCGCCAUCUCUGGAGCCGGAAGUUCCAAAGCCCCGGUCCGGAGCGUGGUCACGGAGACGGUCAGCAAUUACGUGAUCCGAGAUGAGUCGGGAAAUCAGAUCUGGAUCUGUCCAGGAUGCGACAAGCCUGAUGACGGGAGUCCCAUGAUCGGGUGUGACGAUUGUGACGACUGGUACCACUGGCCCUGCGUGGGAUUAAUGGCCGCACCACCAGAAGAGAUGCAGUGGUUCUGUCCCAAGUGUUCCAACAAGAAAAAGGACAAAAAGCACAAAAAGAGAAAGCAUCGGGCGCACUGACGUCGGUCUCCUGCGGGGCCCCACGGCAUGGGCUCGGGGCGCCCUUCCUGCCUCGUGGCGGGAACUCGGUGCGAUUGUGCCAUCCGGGCUACACCAAGUUGCCGCGGAGGGGGAAUCUCGGAAGGCCACGGACAAGAGGACACCAUCUGCACUGGACACAUCCCUUCGGGAACAGACUGGCCUGCGGCCACCGGCGGACAGUGUGAUCAAAGAGAAACUCAAGUAGGGCUGUGGCGUGAGGACUGCCAUGCCUCCAUUUUCCUGUUACCAGUGACAAGUAUUAUUAACAAAAAGACCAUAAUCUUCCCUUUUGAUUUUCUUUAUUCUCUCAAAGGGCCUUUUCACGAACAUAUUAGGUGAACAGAUGAUGUGUAAACUGCCUUGACUGUGAUAUGAAGAUGACGUCGGUAGUCUGUAUACAGCUUUCAGCCUCUUUCCCUUAUAGUGAGAUAAUCGUCACAACAUAAGAGAGAACUCCAGUUGGAGCACUGGUAGAUAUUUUUGUGAUGAAAAUAUACGAAGCUUCCCCUCCUUCCCGUUUUUAGUACUAACAUGGAAAAUGUUCAGGCUUUUGUGAAAUACCUUAUAUUUUUUAAGAAAAAAGUUUCUAUCAUGUCCUGUUUGCUUUCGUGCAAAUUAUUUUUGUUGACUCACGUAAUUUCUGUCUUGGUUGCAUUCUCACCUUGCGCUUCUUCAAACUGCUGGCGUUCUUCUCACUGCUUAUACAUUUCAUAAACUUAUGUAAAAAACCUUCAGACUAGAGGAUCUCCCCUCAUGUAAAUAAUAAAUAUUUAUGAAGUAGUUAUUUUUUAAAUUUUUAUCGUGUUUAAUUCAGGCUUUCUCUGAAAUCUGUGAUUUCAGCCAUGUCUGUGAUUCCUGCUGUUACAUAAACAAAGGAGGCUAGAAAAUGCCAUCUGCCUUGAGCUGAACCCACACAGGGCCCAGAACAUGGGGAAAGGGCCCCAGCAGUCAGGAGGGAAACACGACAAUUUAAAUCUAUAGUUUAUGAUUUGGAAUUGUUAUCUAUUUUGUUCCUGUAAAUUUCUUUGACUUACUUUUAUUAAAAGGACAUGUAGAUUCCCCAAAAGUAAAAAUAUAUAUAUAUAUAUACUGUA
Messenger RNA from Hipposideros armiger (great roundleaf bat), 4097 nucleotides. It is a transcript of the gene TAF3, whose product is annotated as TATA-box binding protein associated factor 3. Lineage: Eukaryota; Metazoa; Chordata; Mammalia; Chiroptera; Hipposideridae. The transcript has 7 exons. The record is from RefSeq and is a predicted model, not a curated record. Gene Ontology annotation, biological process: positive regulation of transcription by RNA polymerase II. Bases 202 to 2982 code for a protein of 926 amino acids. Gene Ontology annotation, molecular function: transcription factor binding; protein heterodimerization activity; p53 binding. Gene Ontology annotation, cellular component: transcription factor TFIID complex.